Aureobasidium musti is the source of this 342-nucleotide messenger RNA. Lineage: Eukaryota; Fungi; Ascomycota; Dothideomycetes; Dothideales; Saccotheciaceae. The record is from the annotation of a GenBank genome assembly.
AUGGCUUCCAACCCUUUCAACUCUGCCGAGAACACCAACUCAGGCCCUAAGCAGGAGAAGAUGAAUGUCCACCGUCAGAUGAUGGAGAACAAGUUGCGCGAGAACGAGGNNGGUGAGUCGAGCAUCCUUUCACCAUCUUUGCCUUGUCCUCAACCCCACCAACGCAUACGUAUCUCCGUCAGACGCCAUCAUGAGCCCCGCCAGCCAAANNAAACUCUCCGGCUUCAAGCAAAGACAGAUGAACAAGUCANNAACCCAGUCAAGCCCCGCACACUGUUCGCAAAGACCGCCGCCUCGAAACCCGAAGAGGAGACCGCCGAGACAAAGACUGAGAACGCUUGA